Molecule: messenger RNA, 2899 nt
Organism: Schizophyllum commune H4-8
Lineage: Eukaryota; Fungi; Basidiomycota; Agaricomycetes; Agaricales; Schizophyllaceae
Exons: 15
Coding region: 170-2899 (909 amino acids)
Source: RefSeq, a predicted model, not a curated record
ACCUGACGCGCUGAGGGAAGGCAAGGGGGCGCUCACCUGCGCGCGGUACAAACGAUUAGAGGCUAUACCCGACUACGAACAUGAGGUCUCCUGCGCCUGUACUUCUGCCUGCUCUGAUAGACCGGACAUCCAACCACGAUGGGGAAAUUUGCCCCCGAGAUCUUUCCUGAUGAACGUACCUCCACCCUGUUCCCGCAAGGCCGCUGCUGGCAGUCCUCUACCCCCCUUGGUGCAUUUUGGAGGAGGCAAUAGACACCACAUAAUGGCAUACGGCAGGGACGAAAACGAGGACGAGGACGACAGCAACCAGUGGACCACUGUUCAAAUCGUCACACCCAUUGUCGUCGGCCUUGGCAUCCUUCUCAUCUGCUUUGCACUCUUCCUCUGGUACCGCGCUCGUCACAAGCCCGCCAAUGCCUACCCACGGCGCCCCCAUUCUGCCCUGGAGCGCGCCCGCCACCUCCCGGUCUUCAAUAGCUUCAAUUCCCUCCCGCAGGUCCGCGAAGCCUCGCCCGACCCUAAUUGGACCAUCGACGUUGACGCCGCGAACGAUCCUUACCUCCACGCCAAUGGGGCUGGCCAUGCGCGCUCCUCGUCCGCGACACCCUUGGUCGGUACUUUCUGCAGUGCGACGAACCUGAGCCGACGCACGGAGGAGUGGUCCGACUCUGGGUCCGGUCCCUGGAGCCGCGUGCGCUUGUGGUACAUGCGCGCGAAGUGGGCGAUGCCCUGGGCGGAGCGGCCGGUGAAGAUCAAGUCGACGCAGCCGAACAAGCGGUGGCGGAUCGACGGGACGCCGGGGCCUUCACGGAGAACGACAGCGCAGGCAUCAGUAGCGGCGCACGGUGCUACCGACAGGGCUCUCGUGAACGGUCAUGUCGAACAUGGACCUGACGAGGAGGAACGGCUUCUGCCGGACUUGGCUUCCCCCGGCGCGGGUCAGCCGCCCGUAUUGCUCAACCAGAAUGCGCAGACGACUAGUCCUCGCGCAGCCACAUUUUCUGCGUCGCCGCCCACUCGGCAGGAUUCAGGGGGCUUGCGUAAUGUACCAGCGGAGCCCGAGGGCGACCGUGGGCUUCUCCCGGAUGACACAAGCGUCGUUCUUAUUUCGCGGUUCCCGGGAGAAGACUUCACGAUAGCGUCUUCCAGUGAUGACCAACACCGCGGGAUCGUCGUCGUGCCCCCGUCUCGGCACGGGACAACGUCGACUGCGAGGCAAGAAUCUUCGUCGGAGCACUGGCAAACGCCGUCCCCCAGCCCCCGGCGAGAGGCAUCGCCCAAUAGCUGGCGGGACGCGUUCUCUCCGCCUUCGCCAAUUUCACCAUCGCCUGAAGGACAGGCAGUACAGGCGCCUCAGUUGACACCGUCGCCCAAGACCUCGCCUGCCCGAGACUCACCUAUGGAAGACGGAUCGCGCUUCAUUGACUUUGCGGGGCAUUUCCUCUAUCCUUCGCCGCAAUUCCAAGCAAGCGGGUCGGGCUCCAGUGCCGAUCUCAUUACGCCCGCCAGCACGGCGCCAUCUUACGAUCGGUACUACGAUGCGCAUUCGCCACUCACAGCGACCAUUUCUCCUGCCGAAGCCUCUUCGGAGAAUACUCAUGGCGUACAGAACCUGAGCUCACGAGGUCAUGACAUCCCGCCCGCUCCCACUAUGACCGGACCACGAGCGCCACGUUCGCCCUCCGGCCAAGAUGCGAGCAUCGCCGGCCGUGGUGUCAAUACAUCGAGCGUCGACUUGAACUCUUCCGCGCCGGACUUCGACCCAUACAACGCCGACCUUGAUCGUCACGAGCGCCUCCCCACCUAUCGCGAAGCCUCCCUCAGCCGCCGUCCCCUCCCCACGCCCUCUCCCCACCUUCUCAGCCCGCCCGGGAGUCCGCCGAGUCGGCACAACCCCACCGCGAACCACGACCCGCCCCGGUACUCCAACCCGCAGUACCUCAGUCCACCCGGAAGCCCGCCGCGUGGCUUACAGCACCAACAGUUCCGCUCGCUUGGUGAUAUGCGGGCGGAUGAUUCUGACUGGCAACCGGGUCGUCUGCCGCCGCGCGAGCGAUGGGUGUCGGCUGACGACCUGCUUGCGCAGCCGGAGGAGCAGGGGUGCGUAGAACCAUCUUCGACUGUUCUCUCCAAGCUGAUUAUCCCAUCUAGACGCACUGGUAUCAACCCAUUUUUGUCACCGCCAUGCCCGACACUCGACAUGUGGACCGACAUCGACGUCCCGAUGGCUUGCAAGCGCCGUCAAUGUUGUCUCGGGUAUUCUCAACACGCAAACAACCCUAAGCCGCUCAAGCGGCUCGCAAGCGCCAACAUUAUCUCCCGAGGUAGCCCAAUGCCACAGGGUUCGCGCCCCUCAAAGAGCUUUGAGGUCUUCGACACAUACUCCGCUCAAGCCUAUGAUGCUGGCAAGUGCAUCAAUGUCUCUCGAGGCUACCCCGACAUCUUGUCCCUCAACAUAACGACGACUCGCAAGCGCGUCAAUGUCCCGGGCUCGUCCAAUGUCACUAGCUCUCGCAUUUACCCUCGCCAGCACCCCGAUGCCAUGCAAGAGCGUCAAUGCCCUCUCGAGCUCGCCCAAUGCCGCGGACACGGGAAGCUCAAUGAAUGCCUUAACCUCGCAUACCACCGCCACGAUGCGUCGCAAAUGCAUCAAUGUAGUGUCGGCUGGGCCCAAUGCCGCGGCGACCGGGUAGCCCCAUGCCUCGACAACGCCCCGAUGCCACGCAAGAGCGUCAAUGUUUUCGUGAGCCCGCCCAAUAACCCGGGAAGUGGGCGGCUCAAUGGCCCCAAGUCCCAGCCAUCAACUGGCAAUGCUCCCGAGCUCGCCCUCGACGAUCACGACGUGAGACGAAGGACCGGCACUGUCCAAUGGGGCUUCACUUGCGCGGCGACGCAAUGA